Microsporum canis CBS 113480 is the source of this 741-nucleotide messenger RNA. RefSeq lists its product as hypothetical. The transcript has 2 exons. The coding region runs from base 1 to 741 and encodes 246 amino acids. The record is from RefSeq and is a predicted model, not a curated record. Lineage: Eukaryota; Fungi; Ascomycota; Eurotiomycetes; Onygenales; Arthrodermataceae.
AUGACAAACCGGAAGGAUAUGGGAUAUGGAUGGUUCGCGAAGGCGAGGUUUGAGGCAAAGAAGGCAUUGGAGGAAGAAUACCGGCACCCAAGGGCAGCCGCAUGGACAGCAUACUGGGAGGAUGUUCGCAACGGAACUGUGAAGAAACAGUUAUAUCCCAUUCUUAUCACAAAAUCAGGCCCAUUUACAUCACCCCAGGCAUUGCAGGAGAUUGCUGGUCUUCCAUCACCUCCGGAGGUCAUCUCUUCUGUAAGACUACGGGAUUAUGAGAUAGUGCCACCGGCUGAGCCCAGAGAAGAGGAUAAAGUGCAGUACUGUGUGGUUGAGAAUUUCUUUCGGAUAAAAAAUCUCACUUAUGGGGAAUGGGAAGAUUUUCGCAAGGCAUGUCGCACAGGGGCCUUACUCGAUACAACCUAUCCAAUCAUUAUAUCCAGUUCUGGGCCCUUCACAUCGCCAGAGAAGAUACAGGAGGUCCUCGGACUUUUGGAACUACCAGAAGUGAAAGAGACCACUCGGACAUCGCUCUCUGUGCCAGUGAAGACGUUUGAGUCUAACGAGGAGAAAGUACAAUACUGUGCUAUUGACCUUGGCUACUUAGGUAAGAUCGAAGAAUACUCCGAAGGAGAGGAUAUUGUUGUCUGGGUUCAGUUCGAACAUAGAUGCGCAUGGCUUGCUCACUCCGUGAAAUCAAAGGUUGAAGACCAAAAUAUAAAGGAUGAUAGCGGUGGGGAGGCAAACUAA